Verruconis gallopava is the source of this 2657-nucleotide messenger RNA. RefSeq lists its product as uncharacterized. Lineage: Eukaryota; Fungi; Ascomycota; Dothideomycetes; Venturiales; Sympoventuriaceae. The record is from RefSeq and is a predicted model, not a curated record. Bases 777 to 1655 code for a protein of 292 amino acids. The transcript has 3 exons.
CCCUCGCCCUCGCUCCCGUUCCCAACUCUCUGUCCGUCUGCUUGCGUGUCUCGGCCAUCCUUGGGUCCUCUGCCAGUUUGACCAUCCCGUCCCUGCCUGCAUCCACACUCUCGCCCGCUCGCUCACUCACCCUCAACUCCACCCGUCGUUCCUUUUCGUGCUUUCGCCAAACUUCAACCCCCAUACCACACACUCACCCACUGCACAACCUCGUGCCAGACCCGUCUGUCCUUCUAGCUCACCAUCGAUACUCACCCAAGUCUGUCGCUUGCUUGCUUUGUUGCACGAACCGCGGCAGAGACGGUGUGAAACAAGGGAAGCCCAGCUCGUUUCAAAUUUCGCACAUCUCCAGACUCCCCCCCAAUCGCUCCCAUCCGAGCCACCAAACUCUCGAUACGGCCGUCGUCAACCCAAAAUUCAACCUUCACCACCUUGUCCACUUGCCGUCAACCCAUCCAGCCCACAUACACACGUAAGCGGAUCCAGGCUGGUUACUGAGCUGCCGCUGUCAUCUACCUUUGCAAAGCACCAUCGCCUUUUGUCAACGCUUCACGGGUACUCCUGUCGCUUGGUCCAACCAUCCCUCUGCUCCAAGAGGCUCUCACUUUCGAGGGAGGCCACGGGGAUCGCACACAACCGCCUGCACCCGUAAACUCCAUUGAUGUGCUCCACAAGGUGAUUCGGCUAGCUGCUGCUGUCCGCUCCUUUCCAGGUCUAACAGCCCACCCAUACUGACUCGACGUUCAUUACAAUCAACAAAACACCUUAACUUCGUCAUGUUCUCUUCAUACGGCAAAGUAGCUCUGGCUGCAUCAUGGCUGCUAAUUCGGAUAGCCAGCGCCAACGCUGCUCCAGACCCAAGUCCGAAGGCAGAAUGGGACUUUGAACUAGAGCGCCGCCAGCUCAUCCCGACUGCAACAACGACGCCAGCUAUGAACGCUCUGACACCCGUCGGCUGCUACUCAACCCCAGAACCCAUGGUCGACCACGGACCGUACCUAUUCCAGUCCAAGGGCAACUGCCAGCCCAUUUGCUACGAGCUCGACAAAGCCGUCAUGGGUCUCGUCAACGGCACCAACUGCUGGUGUGGUGAUUUAAUACCUCCCGUGACAACCCAGGUUGACAACAGCAGCUGCAACACUCCCUGCAGUGGCAUUGAUACUGAGAUGUGUGGUGGCGACAACUUCUGGACUGUCUACCUCACAGGCAUUACACGGAACAAGAUUGCUCAUCUAGACCCGGCCUCGCUGACUGGCACAGCUGGGUCCUCAAGUACGGCAACAUCCACGUCGGCCAAAGGUCCUGCCACUGUGGUUGUGACAGCAUCCGCGCAAGCCCAGAAGAACUCCGGAACGAGCAAGGUCGGCGUCGCCGUCGGCGUUGUUGUUGGCGUCGUUGCCAUCAUUGGUGUAGUAGCAGGCGUCUUUUUCUUUAUGAGAUAUAAACGAAGACGAGAUGCGGAGGAGGAAUACAAGCGUCAGGCUGCUGUAAACGCAUUUGUCAAUGGAGGCAAAGGGCACACAAGCACACCGUCACUAAACGACUCGCGGCUCGAUCCUGAACUUCUGCACCGCAGAGAGAGCACGGGCACUAUUGCCGACAACCAGGACUACUCAAGAAAGAUUUUGAGGGUCAGGAAUCCCGACGAUUUCUAAGAGGGAGUGGUGUUGGAUCUGGCGACGACAUAUCUUGGGAUGGCCAUAACUCUCUUUUGAUGCCUUUGAGCGUUCAUGUUCUCCGAUACCAAGCCAUAUUACACAAAUCCUUAUCAAUUCUGCACUUCUUGGCGUCCCAAGUUACACCGUCAACAUUCCUGCCACCAGGGGAGCCUCCCCAAUCGUGAUCGUGCUCCGCUGGGAUUCUACCACGUCCUUCCUCCCGUUUCAACGAAGACUAAACCGAGCUCACGAACCUGUCCGACGUUUCGCUCAUUUCAAACCUAUAGAAGUCCUUCUUUUCGGUACUGCUCUCAAACACUUGAGACACUCACAUAUCCUCACACCAGGAUACCAAGUUCAUGGUCAACUUUCUCUUUUCUUUACACAUUCACCACGUUGGAUCUGUUUUCACGGUGGGACUCGGAGUUUUUUCUAGGGAGGUUUCUGGGUUUUGAGGUACAAGUAAGGUUAGGUGUUAUUGAACUUAACCACAUACAAUGGGUCGGGCUCACGAACACGGUGUCGAACUGCCUUUUGAAAUUUUUGUUGUUCUAUUUUGAGAAGGAUACGAGAAUCUCAAGGGGUCCUGCCUGCUGCCGAACAGCCUACGGCUGACUGGACAUCAACUGCCAUUCGAUAAUUAAAAAAAGCUUAUUCUGGACGGAGCAAGGAAUCUGAGGAAGUCCUAGGUGAAGACAACGUUUAGAUAUUGCCACGUGCAGGGCGAAAUGUGUAACUGUAGAAUUGUUAUGGAACAGGCUUUGAUUUUGAUCGAAUGGUGGUCGAUUUGGCUAUGAGAUGGGAGCCUGUUUUUUUGUUCAUCGCCACAUACUAGAGCAGGACGGGUGCAGACGUAAGGCGCUUGAGAAGACGUGUGUACUUUGCAUAAGCCAGCAUUAGCUACUGCAACUACUGUUCCUAUUUGCAAUGGGUCGAGAGCUUGGGUUCCCCUAUUUUUUCAUGAAAGAGGCAUCUUUCAAUACUGAGGGCGUUCAACAG